Messenger RNA from Suillus subaureus, 2526 nucleotides. RefSeq lists its product as uncharacterized. NCBI's taxonomy places the organism in Eukaryota, Fungi, Basidiomycota, Agaricomycetes, Boletales, Suillaceae. The coding region runs from base 1 to 2526 and encodes 841 amino acids. The record is from RefSeq and is a predicted model, not a curated record. The transcript has 12 exons.
AUGGAUGAUCAGGAACAUUUUCUUUUAGAACUCCUCCAUCUGGAGGGUCGCAGUGAUUUCUUACUUCAGGAAGCAUGUCAAGGUUCUGCAGGUGGCAUGAAUGCCCCUGAAUUUCGAUGUGAGGAUUGUCUUGGUACUGAGCUCUAUUGCAAGGCAUGCACGGUAGAAAGGCAUAUAGAAAAUCCAACCCACAGAAUUGAGUACUGGAACAGCCAACAUUUUGAAGACACUAACCUGCAGGAUCUUGGGUUGCAAGUUCAACUUGGACACCCCCCUGGUGAACGUUGUUCUAACCCAUCAUUGGUUCAUAACAACUUUGUGGUCCUCAACAUCAAUGGAGUGCACAAUAUUACACUCCACUUCUGCAAGUGUCAAACAGCUCAAUCUCAUAUGACACAACUCCUUCACAUGUGUUGGUUCCCAGCAACUACACUGGAUUCAAAGACUACCACAACAUUUCAACUUCUCCACCACUUCCACAUUCUUUCUUUCAAAUCAAAGGCCUCCACUUUCGAGUAUUGGCAAACACUCACAUGCUUGACCAACAACACAGCUUACAAUGGCUCACAGGAUCGCUAUAAUGCACUCUUACAGAUGGGCCAUGACCCUGGUGAGGUUGAGGUGACACAACAUGGUGCAUGUGCAGUGCUAUGUCCUGCUUGCCCCCAACUGGGCAAAAACCUUCUGAACAGCUGGGAAGAUACACUGUUUGAGGAAAGAUGGAAAUAUUCAUUAUUUCUGGCAAUUGAUGCUAAUUUCCGACUGGCAUGCAAAAACAUAUCAUCCGACAAGACUGACCCCAGUCUUAACAAAGGCUGGGCAUACUUCGUCAAAGAGAAGGCAUUCAAGAAGUUUCUUCAUGACACUGGAAAGCAGCCACAAGAGAAAAGUAGUUGUGCGAGCCAUAACGCUGUAAACUUGGCCGAGACUAAAAACUCUUGCGGUUUGGCAGUAAUGGGGGCUGGCACUGUUGAUUGUUCAUGCCACAACAUGAAGUGUCCUUGCAGUGUUGGCGAUCUCCAGAAGGGUGAGAGGUAUAUUAAUAUGGACUAUUUAUUUUUCUCUACCCUGCAAUACUCAAAGGAUGUAGUCACACUCAACGUGUCCUACAAUAUCGCGUGUCAAUGGAGCAAGAAUAUAUGGGAUCAUAUGGCUACAUACCCACAUCAAAUGCAUGUUGAAUGCAGUACCAAAGAAUUCGUGUUCCUUGUUCCCAAGUUCCAUCUUCCCGUGCACGUUGCAUUCUGCCAAGUCACAUACUCACACAACCUUAUCAAAGGGAUGGGACGCACCAAUGGGGAGGCACCAGAACGCAGGUGGGCAAACAUUAACCCUGUAGCAACAAGCACUUGGGAGAUGGGCCCUGGCUCAUGCUGCAACACCCUCGACAAUCACUUCGGAGAUUUUAACUGGAAGAAAGAAGUUGCUCGGUGGAAGCUGGCUAUUGAAGGCUGGGAAGCCAAUAGAUCACAGACGAAUCCCUUCAAGGUUACAACUACAACAGUACGACUGCAUCUCUCGCAGAAGGAAGCAGAAGACCUGGAACAUGGCCUCAACUACUCACUGCAUAUGGAGGUAUCAUCAAGCAUUCUUGUGUCAUUGGGUAUUGAAAUAGAGGACCAGCAACACCAGCUGGAAAGAGAGUAUGCUGCCUUGGGUCCUCACUCAAUGGACCUUCAGCUUACAAAAUUGCAAGAACAGAGCAAUGCACUACAAUGCAAAAUCAAGCAAUGGUGCAAGGUCCAGGUAUUAUACAUGCCUACAGUCAUCCAUGUUCGCACAUCCAAUACAGCUAGUACCAUAAGCUCACAGGAAGAAAAACCCUACAAGGUCAAACUAUAUGAAUGGGAACUGCAACAGGCACAAGCAUAUGACACUCUCGAUGACCUCUGUCGACACCUCCAACUGCGCAGCCACUUAUACAAGUUCAAAGCCAAUCAAUUGUGUGGCCAACAGGCCAAUACACGUGCAGCGGGAGUUCUCGCUAAGGUGGAGCUUAGCAUCAAGACAGAUGCAGAGCAGUACCAUCAGGCCUGGACUGCACUAGUUAUCCUUGGCAACAUUUUGCAGGAACAUAGCUGGAGAGAUGAUCUACUCAAGCUAGAACCUGAGCAUGUUCAGGGAAUGUCUGAUGGCCAUGUAGGCCAAUCCAAAGGUAAUCAAACUUUAUCAUGGAUUUGGAAGGCAUGUGGCAUCACCACUGGAGACAGGGAAGGAGAGACCGUUCUUGCUGAUGCACUACAUGUAGAGUGGUGUAAAUCUUGGGCAUGCACACAUCAUUGGACAGAAGAGGUAGAGCUUCUCCAGGAGGAGAUGUGGUGUGUGUGCAUGUUCUUCAACUGGCACAUGACAUGGUGGAAGGAUCUGGCAAGCUGGAGGAUUGGGUUGGACAUUGCAGAGUUAGAAGGCCUUGAAGCAUAUGCGAAGUGCCAGGUGGCCCUUCAGAUCAUGAUGCAGGACAACUGCCUAAGAAAAUGGUGUGCAGUUCCUGUGGCAAGCUUACCCCCAGCAGUAGUGGUGCCCUGA